Molecule: messenger RNA, 4260 nt
Organism: Anopheles bellator
Lineage: Eukaryota; Metazoa; Arthropoda; Insecta; Diptera; Culicidae
Gene: Spred
Product: sprouty-related, EVH1 domain-containing protein 2
Exons: 10
Coding region: 77-1405 (442 amino acids)
Biological process (GO): multicellular organism development; negative regulation of MAPK cascade
Cellular component (GO): membrane
Molecular function (GO): protein kinase binding
Source: RefSeq, a predicted model, not a curated record
AGCCCAUGUACAGCUACAAAAAUGGUGAAAACAGUGCUGCGACCGCAAAAUAUUAGUAUAUUCGAGAUUUCUAACCAUGACCGAGGCAUAUGAAGAUGAUUUCUUAGUUAGAGUACGCGCACAAGUGAUGGCCAGAGAUGAGAGUACGGAAGGUUGGUUACCACUGCAAGGCGGUGGCCUGGCGAACGUUUCCAUCCGCAAACGUGCACGACUGCCGCCGGACGGUGGCGGUCACGAGUACAUCAUUUACGGGCAAAGAAUAUCUGACCAAACCGUUAUACUAAGUUGUGUUAUUAAUAGAGAUUUGCAGUACUUCAAAGUCAUGCCUACCUUUCAUCACUGGCGCGCUGGAAAGCAACGGAACGGGCUCACCUUUCAGACGGCUGCCGAUGCAAGGGCUUUCGACAAGGGAAUCAUCCGUGCCUACGAUGACCUCAUUGAUGGCAUGGCGAAUACAACGACACAAAAUGGUUUACCAACUGCUGCGGCCGCUGCUACCGUCGGUGGCCCCAAUGCCAUCAUCGGUGGUCCGACGACCGAUGCCGUCGUUUCGUCCACACUACGUCCGGCGGUGAAUGACAACGAAAACGAUGAUGAAACAGUCGGAGAGGACGACGUGUUCAUGACGCUAGACUUACCGAUUGAACCAUCGGAAUCACGCUCCAACUCCGAGGGCAGCGGAAGCCACCAAAGCGUCGACAAACAAUCACAACAACCGCAGCAGCAGCAAUCCAGUAUUCAAUACAUAUCGGGCGAUAAACCAUCACCGCUGAUCAGCAAGCCUGGUGAUGACAAAGUGACUCCUCUAGUACCUGGCGACAACUAUUCGUACGUUCAGAUAACCGACCCGUGCGACAUCAAGCUAAAGUAUAAUUUCUAUCACUUGAAGGUGCACGACUAUAACUAUCCGGUCAUUGAAGAACCACCGAUCAGCGGAUCACUCAUAGGCGGCCGGCGCGAUUCGACCUCCAGUCUGAAGAAACGGAACGCCCUGGACGCUGCCGCGAACGCCGGAGCCACCUCUUUGCCGCCCAUCAUGAAGGAAGGGACACUCAUCAAGACGCGGCUCCGAUGCAGAUACUGUCAAGAGUUUUACAACGACGAGUGGAACCAUAAGGGCUCAUGUGAUUAUGCGCCGGAUUGCAUCCGGACGGCAAUCGAGAACGUGUCCGGGAUGCCGUGCGCGCGCUGCAUGCUGUACCACUGCAUGAAGGACUCGGAAGGUGAAACGGCAGCUCAUCCGUGUCUCUGUACCGGCGAAUCCGGUUGCACAAAGCGGUGGAUCGGCUUGGCCCUGCUUUCGCUGCUGGUGCCAUGUCUCUGGUGCUAUCCACCGUUGCGCGCUUGCCACUGGAUCGGGGUCUCGUGUCGGCUUUGCGGCGGUAAACACAAACCACAAAUUUGACAUCCGAUCAAGAUCAUCAACCUGACAAGUAUUAAUCGGCUGGAUUGAUUGCAAUCACGGUGCAGCUCUUCAAAGUAAACGAAAACAAGUCAACCCAAGCAGUGCAGGGACACGAAGCCCCACAGCAGCAGCAGCAGUGCUGACGGCGACAUCAUAAGCACAGACACCCCCUUCCAGUAACCACACUCGCUCCUGUUACAGGAAUACACCAUUUGAAGGUCACUGCAUGCAGUCAGUCGAAUCGUAGUGAUAAUGAGAAGAAUCUUUAAGGUUAAGACACUUGCCCCUCUAAUGUUUGUUGAGCGCAUCGGCCUCCCCCCCCCGGAUGUGAAAAGCCUUCCAAAACCCGCCGAACGCGAGCGUGCAGCGAAGCUUUCCAGUCCACAGUUCCACCAUUCCCCACUGUCCUCUUUCUGCUAGCGGCGAAGGUUGAAGGGAGGCCCAGCAAGCGCGCCAUCCUUAACCAAAGUUGAAAACAAGAAGCACUGUACAGCGUAAAUCAAACGAAAACACAGCUUAUUAGAGAGAGACAGAGAGAAAAAGAGAGAGAGAGAGAGAGAGAGGGAGAGAGAGAGAGAGAGAAAGAGAGAGCGAAUACGUAUCGUAUACGUUUUGGAGACUCUUGCCGAAGCACCUGUGCAAACUUCCAGAAGGAAGUCCAUUAAAUCAAGCCGAGACCGAAAUCCGAGGCCGAAUGUGGCCCGUUUAUGGUCCACACCUUGCGUUUACUCGAUCGGGGUAAAGCUUUAAAGAAGGACAGAUGUAAGCCUACAAUCCACUCUACACGAUAACAACAACUACAAGGGAGAUAGUAAAAGUAAGCGAACGAGAAACAAACACAUUAAACAAAUAACUCAAAUGGCCACGAAAGAUGGCCGGGCGCCAGAACGAAAGCGGCAACUAAAACUGAUCAAUCAAUCCUCCAUUACUCUCGCAAUAAAAUUGUACCCGCCACUCCGUCCGCGAGGAGUCACUGCACUCCGAACGCACGGGUAGCGCGAACAAGUGUCGCUGGGUGCGGGUGGUUUCUGGGCUCCAGUGGUGGUCAGAAACAACAAAAACAAGUUGUGAAACUAUACCAAAUAUGCUAUAUAUCCUUCCCACUUCGAAGUUGUGGAUGCCAAGAGAGGGCCAAUGGGCAGUCAUAAAAUUUAUGAUUGCAAAAAGCUUCUAGCUACUAUUAUAGGUCGGCCAAUUGGCCAGCAGGCCAAUGAAACACAUGACGCACCGACUUCGGUUCGCUAGGGUUCUUAUAAGUGGCGCGUAAAAUGUAUUCCUUCUCGAAACCUUGUGCCGUUUCCGACAGUAGAAUUUCAUAAACGGCACGCUUAUUUUUGGUUCUACUUUUCGGUACCGUAACGCAGCCGGCAGCCGGUGUCACUUUCAGUUACAAAUAGUUGAUUGCUUUUCCCUUUACAAUUGGCUUGCAAGAACAGGUAUUGUUUCAAAGCGUUAGAGGCUCUCUCACUCUCGAUCGCGGAGACCGGCAGACAGGGAAAGGAAAGGUCGACCUCUGAAUUCCUUUUGCCCCCCGAAUCAUGACCGUUUUUUUUCCUCUUAUGGUGUGAUUUACACUUGUAAAGUUAAACCCACGUGUACCGUGAGAGUAGUAGUAUCAUUAGAAGAAGCUAGAAAUCCUAUUAAAUUUUUCAUAUCGUGACAUGUGUUUUCGAACAAAGCGUAUAAUUGGUUGUUAUCCGAGAUGCGGAACGAAUCGUUUGUAAACUGUUCAUAGAAUUUUGCAGUGCGGCGCGGCGGUCCGUAGUCCGCGUCGGGAGGUUUGUUAGAUAAAGCCAAAUGUCGUUGAAAGUUCCGUUGACAGAGAGUUCGGUUCUAAUUUUCGUUACGCGUCUCUAGUAGGCGAUGCACACGAGCGAAGAGUGCGGGCUUGUUUGUUACUUUUAAGGACAUUGAUAUUAUGCACAUGGCGGCAAUGGGGAGCGCGUUUAAGUGAAUGUCCUAGUUUAACCCAUGUCCUUUCGCACCUUGCCAGGUCGCGGUGACUUAUUCGGUUUGGAGCGAGCAUCGCAGUAACCGAUCCAUGUGAUCCACGUUAGGUAGAGAAACUGUGCAUCUAUUGUUGUGUUGCUACGAUCCGCUACGGAUAAUAAUGGCUACCGAGUGGUGUGUAAAGUGAAGCGAAGAGUUGUAAAUUGUGUUUCGAAACAAAUAAUAAGCUCUGUUACGGUAGCAAAAUGUCUGCCAUUGUCAGGUUAUACUAGUUUCGAGCUGGCCUUUGAUUUUGUUUCUACAGCUCCACUGUUUUGUUACUAGAUCUGUUCGGCUCUACAGGAGCCAGAGAAUGACGCCAAGGGAAAGCGGUAGCGGUCCACCAAAAAGGUCGGGUUGAACUGUUGUAAGGGCUCAAUAAUGGUUCAAUUGACGCUUUUUGGUGGGGCUAACAGGGGACAGGCUUGAGAACCCGGGAUGCUUCGCAUUGUAACUACAGCGGAAACGGAAGCAGAUGGCGAAAGUGUGUUUAUAUAAAAAUCUGUGCAUAUAUAAAUAUAUACAUAUAUAUUUUAAUAAUAUAUACGAGCAAAACAAUUUCCAUACCACCCGCUCUGUCCCCGGAAUUCGGAAAACAGCAAAAACCAACCGUACACAAGAGGAUACUUAGAGAGCUACACAUCCGGGCAGAGAUGUCACCGGAAACGGAAGCCAAAGGGGAACGUAGCGGAACAGAAACGGGCAAACGGGACACAUAAAGCGCGCGUGUGUCUGUGUCUAUUCUAUUUCAAAUAUUCAUGUGUUACUGUUGUCUCCCCAAAAAUGGCGCUAUGCUGUAGAAUAAAUCAAAGUGUAAGUUUGUAUUGCCGCAGCGAAGACGAGGUACAGAAGAACAAUAUUUAAAU